AUGGGAGAUAUUAAACUUGAUAACAAAGAGUUUUAUGAGAAGGUCAGCCGAAUUUCAAAGACAUUCAAAGAGUCAGACCUUGGUUUUGAUACGGUCUUUUGUGUCCUAGGGAAGAUGAAAGAUACCAUAAAGUACAGAGCAGCUUCAACUGUGUUCCUCUGGUUGCUAAGAUAUGAGUUUACAGAGACUAUAAUCGCAUUCCAGCCUGGCAAAGUUGUGUUCUUCACAUCCCAAAAGAAACUUGAGUACUUAAAGUCGUUAGAAAAGCCUGAAAAUGAAGAAUUCAAAGAUUUUGAAGUUGUCCUAGUCAAAAGAGACACCAAAGAAAAGGAUAAGAGCGGGAACUACAAAAAACUAUACAACACUUUGAAAUCUGGUCACUCCAAAAAGCCAAAAAUAUCCUUUUUAAAAGACAAAAUUGAAGGAUCCAUGGAAGGAGAGUUCAAAGAUUUCCUCUCAAAAUUUUACAAAACUACUGAUCCAGAUAAUGCAGAUGAGUUCUUUGAACAAGUUAUGAGGAAUAAGUCUGAUGAAGAGAAAGAGGAUAUCAAGAAGGCUAAUCAUUUCUGUACUACACUUUUCAAGAAUAUCAUCGAUAAGGUUGAGCAGGUGGUUGAUGAAGAAGCAAAGUGACCCCAUCACAAAAUAAUUGAAGAGGUUCAGGCUUUGAUAGAGAACAAUAACUUCAUGUUCCAGUUCAUCAAAGAGUGAGCGUCUCAUGAGAAGAAGAAUAUUGAUCGUGAUUUCUUAGAGAUUUCAAACCCGCUUUCAAUCCAAAGUGGUGAUAAUCUUGAUCUUAGUCUAACUGCAAGUGCAAACAAGAAGGAUCUGUCACCAGAUACAAUCAUCAUCACUGUAACCACAAAGUACAAAGAUUUGUUUGCUCUGAACUCUAGAACUUUGCUCAUAGAUCCAAAUGAGCAGCAAAAUAAAGCCUACGAGGCUCUCUUUGAGCUGUACCAAAGCAUCAUGCAAAACCUCAAAGUAGGGGCUGAGCUCAGACAAGUUUACAAGAUCAGUUAUGAUGCAUUUUCUGAAAAGAACAAAGAAUUAGCGAAAUUCUUACCCAAGACUUUCGGGUUCGGGAUUGGUUGUAAGCUCCAGGAGAAGAGCCUCACAAUCAGUCCUACUAAUAGCAUGAAAGUUGAGAUUGGGAAUACAUUCUGCAUCAGAGUCUCACUUGAAAAAUUCUGUGAGAAGAAAUCAAGAGAUUCUCUCUUAAUUUCAGAAACAGUAACUAUCAAUGAAGAAGGAAAAGCAAUUCCAAGCUUCAAGAUCAAAGCAAGCUACAAGGAAAUAUCUUAUUCCAUUAAUGAGCCUGACGAAGGAGAUGGAUCUGAAGAAGGUGAAGACAAUGGUGUCAUCCGACAAUCCAGACUUAGAGACAAGAAUGUCAAGAGUAGAGGAGUGGAUGAACGUAAAGAACAUCAAGACCAACUCUUCAUCAAGAAAUUGCAGGAACUAAAAACUCGAUUUGAAAAUAAUCAAAUUGAUCCUUCUUCCAACAAGGUUAAAGUUCAUAACCUAAAUGAAGUUUGUUCUUACAAGUCAGCCAGAGAAUUUCCAAAGGAAGUGUUCAAGAGUCAUAUCUUCGUCGAUGUAGCAAGGGACAGUAUUCUUCUUCCAGUUUCCAAAGAGCUGAUCGUACCUAUUCAUGUUAGCAUAGUGAAGAAUGUAUCGCUCACAACUGAGGGAAAUUGUGCAAGGCUCAGGAUUAAUUUCCACGUACCUUCAUCAGGGAACUCAAAUGUGAGCAGCCAUCUCGUAUUUCCUCCUCUCAAUGGAGUUAAUAAGAUCUAUUUGAAAGAGAUGACUUUCAAGAGUCAUGAUACCAGAAGUUUACCAGUGACUUUCAAAAUGAUCAAAGAUUUACAAAAGAAGUACAAAAUGAAAAAUCAGGCUGAGACCAACAAGAAAGGAUUAGUGAAGCAAGGCCCUCUUCUGAAAAUGCUUGGGAAUAAAUUUCAUCUUGACAAUCUCACAGUUAGGCCAAACAUCUCAGGAAAGAAGACUGUUGGCAAGCUUGAAGUUCAUAAGAAUGGCUUGCUUUUUAAGAGUACCAAGAACCAUGAGCUUGAGAUUCUUUAUAACAAUGUAAAGCAUGCCCUCCUCCAGCCCUGUGAUGAUGAGCUUAUUAUUCUGAUCCAUUUCAGAUUACUCAAUGAGAUUAUUGUUGGCAGUAAGAGAACCAAGGACAUUCAGUUCCUCAUGGAAGCUGGUGCUCAAUAUGAUGAUAUCGAUACCAGAAACAAAAGAAACACUACUGAAAUGGAUGAACUAGAGCAGGAACAGCGAGAAAUCGGUCUCAAGAAGAGACUGAAUCAGAAAUUCAUCAAUUUUGUAGGCCAUAUAGAAAAAGCAGCGAAGGAAGAUUCCAGCCCAUUGAAAUUUGACGUCCCUUACAGAGAAUUAGCUUUCUACGGAAACACCGGUAGAUCAAUCGUGAAGAUAAUGCCGACUGUAAACUGUUUUGUAAACCUGAUAGAGUUCCCCUUUUUCGUUAUCACCAUCGAUGAGAUAGAGCAUGUGCACUUCGAGCGUGUAAUGUUGUCACUUAGAAACUUUGACAUGAUAAUAAUCCUGAAAGAUUACCAGACAUGGUUCAAAAUCGGGAGCAUCCCCUCGAACCAGUUGGAUCCGAUAAAGUCGUGUAUAGACUAUUUUGACAUAAUGUUCAGUGAGGGCCCAGCCACUCUUAACUGGAACAACAUUCUAGACGAGAUCAGGAGCAACUUCGCCCGCUACCUAGAUGACGGAGCCUGGAGUUUCCUUAGAGAUGUUGAAGAAGAGCCUGACAGCGAAGAAGAAAAACUUGAGAAAGCUGAGGAUAGUGACUAUGAAAUGGGCUCAGAAGAAGCCAAUGAGACCGAUGAUGACUAUUCUGGCAGCGGACAAAGCUCAGACGUGCACACUCAGGAAGAAGAGGAGGAAGAAGAAGAUCCUUGCUCCUCCGAUGCAGAGAAAAAUCUGAAGGAUUUUAGAGACAAAGCUAAGAGUAGAAUGAGACAAGAGAUGAAGCAUAAGUAUGAGACUGCGAUGAAAAAUAAUAGAGAAAGAGCUAAAAGAAAAUAA
This is a messenger RNA of Moneuplotes crassus, 3072 nucleotides long. The record is from the annotation of a GenBank genome assembly. Lineage: Eukaryota; Ciliophora; Spirotrichea; Euplotida; Euplotidae.